GAAGCAUCGCCUUCCGGAUUGUUCUACUCGUAAUUUGCGGACUAAGUCUCAAAACCAACGAUGAAGCUUUUGUUGCUGUGCCUGUGUGUGGUCGCUGCCUACGCCGGCCCUUUGGCGGUUAACACACGCGACAUCGAGAGCGAUGAUUCCAAAGUGGUGUGUUAUUUCACCAACUGGGCGCAGUAUCGCCCAGGGAUUGGUAAGUUCAAGGUGAGCGACUUGGACCCGUCUCUUUGUACCCACUUGAUCUUCAGUUUUGCUAAACUUGUAAACCACGAACUGGUGGCCUUCGAGUGGAACGAUGAGUCAACGGACUGGAGUAUGGGAAGCUAUGAAGCCUUCAACAACCUGAAAGAAAAGCACCCCAAGUUGAAGACGCUUCUUGCGGUUGGAGGCUGGAACCACGGUACCGCUACGUUCAGCGCCAUGGUGGCAACAGCAGCUAAUAGGAAUACUUUCAUUCAACAAUCAAUCACCUUCUUGCGAACGAGGGGGUUUGAUGGACUCGAUCUUGACUGGGAGUACCCUGGAAGUCGAGGCAGUCCACCAGAAGACAAACAGAGGUUCACCGCUCUGGUACAGGAGCUGAGAGUAGCUUAUGAUUCAGAAGGGGCCACGACCGGCCAGGCCCCACUUCUCCUUACAUCAGCAGUUGCUGCAGGCAAGAGCACCAUUGAAGGCGCAUACGAGAUUGACUUGGUAGCACAGUCCCUUGACUUCAUUAAUUUGAUGGCAUACGAUUUGCAUGGAUCCUGGGAAAAGUUCACAGGGCACCAUGCUGGACUCUACAAAGCCCCAUCUGAGACCGGUGCUGCCGGGACGCUGAAUGUUGAGCAUGCAGUGAACCAAUGGCUUAAUGGCGGUUGCCCACCAUCUAAGUUGAUCCUUGGUAUUGGAACAUACGGUAGGAGCUUCACUUUGAGCAGCAGCCAGACAUAUAUCGGUGCCCCAGCUAAAUCCGGCGGCACUCCAGGAAAGUACACACGUGAAGGUGGUUUCCUGUCUUACUACGAGAUCUGUAUGGACCUCAAGCAUGGUAUGACUUCAGCAUGGGACACAGACAGACAGGUUGUCUACGCCUUCAAGGGCGACCAGUGGGUUGGAUACGAUAAUCCCCGCAGUAUUAAACAAAAGGUUGAGUUUCUGCAGAGCAAGGGUCUCGGAGGUGCGAUGGUGUGGGCCAUUGACCUAGAUGACUUCACAGGUCAGUGUGGUGAGACAUGGCCACUCAUGAAAAGCAUCAACAGGGAAUUAGGAAUUGAUAAUUCUCCACAACCACCAGCACCCACCAGCGGGAAUGGAGGAGGUCCAGGCCCAAACCCACCCAUAGGUACUCAUGCCCCACCACCACCCCCUGGUACUGACGCCCCUGGUAGCUCCUUCUCAUGUGCCAACAAGGCUGAUGGCUUGUACGCUGACCCUGGUAGCUGUACCACGUACAUCCAUUGCCAUGGAGGUACUACAUUCGUGAAGACUUGCCCUCCAGGUUUGCAUUGGAACAAGGCUGGUCAAUAUUGUGACUGGCCCGCCAGUGCCAACUGCAGUGUGUAAAUAUGGUCUAGAACCAAGGGUCGAUUUCACGGUAAAACUGACAACUAUUAAUUUGUCAAUUUUAGCACUUUGUGAAUUCAACCCCAGAUAAGUUUAUAUGGACUGGCCCCAUAAUGUCAACUGUUGUAAUACAUUUAAAAAAUACAUUCCAGUGACAUUUAAAUUCUCACAAGUAUGAUGGAAACAAGGAAAAUGCUAUUUGAUUAAAGUAAAGAGUAGCUAACAAAAGUUGUGAAUUUGAACUUAAGCAGAAUCUUGAACUAAAGCAAAAUUCAUUUUAAUUUAUAAACCAGUGUUCCCUUGGCACUAAUGUUCUGUGUACCCUAGGCACAUGUGUUCCCUAAGCACUAGAUUCAAAGGCUGAUUUCAUAGCAUUUUUAAGCAAUGGAUUGUAAUACCAUGUGUUGGGAUUUGCAGUAAAGCUUUGCACUCUACUCCAAAGCUUCCUAAAAUCAAGAGAGAUGAUAACAAAAUUAAAACAAAUCAAAUUA
Asterias rubens (European starfish) is the source of this 2042-nucleotide messenger RNA. RefSeq names its product chitotriosidase-1-like. Bases 61 to 1551 code for a protein of 496 amino acids. The transcript is spliced from 9 exons. Gene Ontology annotation, cellular component: extracellular region. Gene Ontology annotation, molecular function: chitinase activity; chitin binding. Gene Ontology annotation, biological process: chitin catabolic process; carbohydrate metabolic process. The record is from RefSeq and is a predicted model, not a curated record. NCBI's taxonomy places the organism in Eukaryota, Metazoa, Echinodermata, Asteroidea, Forcipulatida, Asteriidae.